Messenger RNA from Opisthorchis viverrini, 438 nucleotides. RefSeq lists its product as hypothetical. The transcript is spliced from 2 exons. The record is from RefSeq and is a predicted model, not a curated record. The coding region runs from base 1 to 438 and encodes 145 amino acids. NCBI's taxonomy places the organism in Eukaryota, Metazoa, Platyhelminthes, Trematoda, Opisthorchiida, Opisthorchiidae.
AUGCGACUGAUAAUGAUGGGGAAAAAAGAUGAUACUGAGCAUGAAAAAGAGCAGUUUACAAGUGCUACAGGACUCCAGAAUGUUGCCGUGUACGGAGACGAUAGCGCUGUGUACAUAAAUUCGGAACCAGAGGUCGCAGUUCACUUGAAGAUCGUACUGAAGUGUAUCCGGGAGGCUGGCCUGCGGAUAAAUGAGACCAAGACACCGCUCGUUCGGAAUUCGGUGUCACUGCUGGAGAAUAACAUUGGUCACGGAGAGCUCACUCACCACACAGCCAGAACAAUUGUACCACAUUCAAUUCAAUUCAAUUUAAUUCAAUUUAUCAGCCAUAAACCAUGUGGCAUAGGUAUAUUGGUUCCAGCUGCUAGAGUUUCGAUUACCGGAAAGUGGGAGAGUGUGGGGCACACAGACAGGCCUUGGAGCGGAUUCCAUGUUUAG